Messenger RNA from Trematosphaeria pertusa, 369 nucleotides. RefSeq lists its product as uncharacterized. The coding region runs from base 1 to 369 and encodes 122 amino acids. The record is from RefSeq and is a predicted model, not a curated record. The transcript has 2 exons. Lineage: Eukaryota; Fungi; Ascomycota; Dothideomycetes; Pleosporales; Trematosphaeriaceae.
AUGCGCUUCACAAUUCUCCUCACCCUCUUCUUCGCCAUCAUGGCCUUCAGCGCCGCCCUCCCCGAGUCCGCCGACAAUCUCCCCGACUGCGGCGCCAUCGACCUGGUCAGCAAAGAAAUCUUCAAGAUCUACACCAAGGGCUCGUGUACAAAGAUCCCCGCCCCGACGUCGAUGUACCAUGUCAAGAAGGCCUGCCACUGCUCAUUCUGGAGCGAGGAUGGGAGCCGGGAUCGCGGCAUUGGUUCGCCGCUAGUAGCCGGUAGCGCUGAUGGAGGAGCGACUUAUGUCUAUGGGUAUCCGGGGUCGGUGGGAGCAAGCCAGGUGUCCAGCUUGACGGCCACUCUCCGUAACUCCUCCUUCCAGGACUAG